Molecule: messenger RNA, 879 nt
Organism: Galendromus occidentalis (western predatory mite)
Lineage: Eukaryota; Metazoa; Arthropoda; Arachnida; Mesostigmata; Phytoseiidae
Exons: 1
Coding region: 1-879 (292 amino acids)
Source: RefSeq, a predicted model, not a curated record
AUGCCCAAACGUUCUGCUCCGAGGAAGACGGUACAAAGCGUGAGCAUUCAGAAGGCGCAAGCUCCGGCUCCGCCGGUCAACUUGGUGGAUUUGAGAAUUCCUCCCGAGUACACGAUCUACAAUGCGAGUCCCGAAGAAUCUGGGCAAUUCCUGCUGAAGGGCAGCGGUCCCGAGUCAGAUCGCAUACUGAUUUUUGGACGAGGUCACAAUAUCGGUGAACUGAGGCAUAGUAAGACAUGGUUCAUCGACGGGACAUUCUCUCUGGUGCCGCCGCUCUCCCGUCAGGUCUACGUUAUCCUGGCCGAGAAGAACAGCGGAGUCCAUCCCUUCCUCUACGUUUUUCUGCCGAACAAAACAGAAAUUACUUACACGCGGAUGUUCGUGAUGUUCAAAUGCUUGCACGAGCAUAUCGAUCCCGAGAUCAUGAACUGCGACUCUGAAAUGGCCGCCAUAAACGCUAUCCGCACAACAUUCCCGAAUGCACGCGUAGCCAGUUGUUUCUUCCGUCUUGUUGGCAAUAUGACGAAACAUCUGGGCUCGUCGGGAUUAACUUCACGCUACAACAACGAAGAGAAUUUCGCGUGCUUCGCGAAGAUGAUAACUUCACUGGCCUCCGUGCCCCCGGGGGAUAUCGAAGGAGCCCUCGCUGCGCUCGCUGAAGAAAUUCCGCCAGAACUUCAACCGCUCCUCUUCGGGUUCGAAGACAAUUGCAUAGGGCGAUCGUCCCGGCGCGGCGACCGCCUCGCUCCUCUUUUGCCGUCAUCGCUUUGGAGCGUGUACGAGCGAAUUCUCGGAGGAUCUCAUAGAACCAAUAACCACGCUGAGGCCGCCCAUCGGCGCUUACAAAUGGAGCUAAACGUCCAACACCCUUCUUUGUGA